This is a messenger RNA of Drosophila arizonae, 1525 nucleotides long. RefSeq lists its product as uncharacterized. The record is from RefSeq and is a predicted model, not a curated record. NCBI's taxonomy places the organism in Eukaryota, Metazoa, Arthropoda, Insecta, Diptera, Drosophilidae.
GCAUCAAAUUUACAUUUCUUUCUUUUUUUUUGGGUUCAUUUAUUUGGCUGUGCACGUGCGUCGAGAGCAUUUUCAGCUGCAAGAGUGCACAAUGGAGCACCACACAUAUGCAAAAAGUGGCUCCAAGAAGUGGUCUGUGGAGGAGAAGCGUCAGCUGGUGACCAAACGCAUCGAAGCCGAAGAUUUGUUCUCCAAGUAUUCGUCCAAGCAGACGGAGCCAUGGAAAAAGUUCAAGGACAUGGCCAAAAUAGGCGAUUACAGCGAACGCGCCCUGCGCAAACAGUGGCUCAACAUGGUGCAACGGUAUCGCAUCCAGAAGUCGAAUAUGCAGGUGACGCCGCUGAACAAGCAGUGCAUCGAUGUGCUGAACGAGGAGUGGGAGUUCUUUGGCGAGAUCCAUGCGUAUAUGAACCAGAAGACCACCGACCUGCACUCAUACGCCCUCAAGGAGCCCAAUGUCCAGGAGCAGCCGCACCCUGACACCCAUUCCCAUUCGCAGUCGCCCAACCAUUUGGCCAUUCGUGGCGUUGUCAAUGACCACAAUUUCGGUCCGUUGACAGGUGCGAAGCCAUUUCAGAAGAGAUACCAAAUGGGGGCGACUCCUGUGGAUCGGCCGACACCACAGGAUCAGCAGGAUGAUCAGCUGCCCCAAGGCAGCUGCAAUGAGCAGCGCUAUUCUCACUUCAGUGUGACAACGGGUGACGACUCGACCUUGGACCUAUUUACUGAUUCAGAUUCCCAGGAGAGCUCACAACCAUCGGAUCCGGUUGCUGUCGAGGUAUCCGAUCUAUCGGAAGUGGAGUCCCUCUUGGCCUCCCCCUUGCCCGCUAAGUCAGCGUCCGAUAUCUGCGAGCCGAACACUGUCGAACAGCUGCCCACCAGCUACGAAACAGCAUCGGGCUCCAUGCCGCUGGACGAGCAGCCGCCGGCAACCAAAUCGGCCAGCUGGUCAGGAUCAGCAUCAGCAGGGAAGAAGCCGGCGACGGCACAGAGGAAGCGCAAGGUACUGAGCGAAAAGGAGAAAUACUAUAGACAUCGUCGCCGCUACGAGCAUCGCAUGGAGCGCCGUCUGGGCGGCCUGUGCAAGGUGGCGGGGCAGGUGCUGGAGAAGCUGAUGCCCGGCGUGAAUGUGACGCCGCUGCUCACAGAUAUCUACAAUAGCGUCGACGACUACAACUGCGACAGCAGCUGCGACGACGACGACGAUGGCGACGACGAGUCCAAUGAUGAUGCAGUGCCUCAGCAGUGAGCGAAGUGUGGCAGAAGCUUCAAACAUCAUGUUCCUCUAUAUAAGAAUCAUAUAUUGCUUUAUUUACAUACAUACACCCACCCACACACACACACACAUACAGGACUAGUAGAAAUGGAGAAAUCACGACACACACACACACACAAGACUUGACUAAGCUCUAGAAAGUUUCAAUUUUCACACACACACACACGGCAAGGAUUAUUGUAUGUAGAUGUUCGCUUAUUGUUAGAGAUAAACACACACACACAUACACACAUAGCAAUACUACAAAGA